AUGAGAGAAAACAAUACUACAAUCCCUGCUCAACCAAAUGUCCCAAGUCAACCUUCAUGCUCUAACACAGUGAGGAGGAGUCCAAGAAAACAUAACACAAUGAGGAUGAGUCCAAUAAAACAUCAGAUUCCCCCAUCAACAACAUAUGUUUGCAAGCAACAGUCAGGUUCUAAAAGAGUUAGGAGAAAUAGUAUUGAUGUACCUAGGAAGAAGUUGUGCACAAGGAGAGGUGGUAGGAGGAUUGGUUCUGCAAAAAAUAGGAACGAUACUCCAACUAUAGGUACUCAAGAGAGUGUGGUUCAACAAGUUCCGACUACUGAUGAGGUUGAAAAUGUCAUGCAAGAAGGUUAUAAUGAAGUUCCAGUAAUUCAUAUUCAGGAUGGUCAUAUGAUGCAAGAAGCAGGGGUUAAUUUCACAAACAAAACAAAGUCAAUUCCACUUAAGGGUGACAAUGUGGUGGAAGAUAACGAAGUAAUUGAGUUUAUUGAGGGCAGAGAGGAGGAUAUUCUCCCAGAGAAGAUACAAUCAGGACUUUUAGACAUUGAUAAUAUGCUAGAAGCUGGUUAUAGCAUGGCAGAAAUAGAAGCUAUGGCAGGUGUACAAGUGGAAUUGGAUGAUUCCCCACGAGUUGAACUGUCUGAUGAUAAUGACGUUGGUCUGGAUGGUGGAGUUGAAGGUGCUGGAGAUGAAGCUGCUGGUGAUGGUGAUGGUGAUGGAGAAGGUAAUGAUGUUGGUGAUGAAGCUGUUGGUGAUAGUGAUGGAGAAGGUCAUAGUGCUGGAGAUGUUGAUGAUGGUGAUGGACCUGAAGGUGAUGGUGAUGGACCUGAUGGUGGUGUUGAUGAAAUGAGUGAUGAUGAGGGAAAUCAGGGUGAUGAUGAAGGACAUGAGGUUAUCCCAAUGGUUAGGAGAAUAAGGAAAACAUCUGAGAGGAUUACCAAGAUAAAGUUAAGGAAUGAUGUCUAUGACAAAUAUGGUGGUGGUUCUUCUUCUGUAAACACAAUCAACUUGGAGUAG
Molecule: messenger RNA, 1014 nt
Organism: Lactuca virosa
Lineage: Eukaryota; Viridiplantae; Streptophyta; Magnoliopsida; Asterales; Asteraceae
Source: the annotation of a GenBank genome assembly